Beauveria bassiana ARSEF 2860 is the source of this 549-nucleotide messenger RNA. RefSeq lists its product as uncharacterized. The record is from RefSeq and is a predicted model, not a curated record. Lineage: Eukaryota; Fungi; Ascomycota; Sordariomycetes; Hypocreales; Cordycipitaceae. Bases 1 to 549 code for a protein of 182 amino acids. The transcript has 2 exons.
AUGUUUGGACGACCUAGGUCGAGUAUCUCUGCCAUCUCUACUACUGGCAAUAUCGUUAUGCAGGCAUCAUGGCCAGGAUGGAAGACGAGCAUGCCAAAGCAUGGCAAGCCCGCUGUGUUUGGGAUUGAAGAGCUCGGGAAUAGGUUGAAAGGCACCGAGGAUGCGAUUGACAAGUAUUUUCGGGCAAUGAAAAAAAAUAUCGACGCGUUGAAAAAUUGGAGGAAGCAAAAGAAGAGAGCAGCAUGGGCACGCGAGCAAAUCGCGGCGAUUGCGACGGAACAGGAAAAGAAAGCGGCCGACGAGAGGGCUGCUGUUGCUGCCACUGCUGCUAGUCCCCCCGACGACAAGAGAAAAGAAAACGGCAAACGGAAGCGGAGUGGAGAAGAUGACGAGGCUCGGUCGGUAUCCAAAAAGACAAGGAAGAGCGCCGAGGAGCAGAAUCGAGGUUUGGUAACGGCAGAGAAGCAGGAGCAAGACGAGAGUGGCGCGACACGGCGUAGCGCGCGGCUGGUUUCAGGGAAGACGGGAAAAGCAGCUUCAAGGUCCUAG